ACUCCUCUAUGCCUCACUUAUAAUCCAAAAUCUAAAAACAAAUAAAAUAAAUAAAAUAAAAUAUCCCCGAGGCAUCCCAAAUUCCGACAUCCUAAAACCCUAGCAAAUCCCCCAAUUCUUCGUUGUUUGAUACAUUGAAAUCUGAAGUUAAGGGAAUUAUGGACAAAAAAUUCACUCUUCUUCAUACCGUUGCCAUAGCCGGUGUCUUCUCCGCUGUAUCCUGCUGGUACGGGUUCAUGUUUGGAAGAGAAUCAGCUCGGAAGGAACUUUCUAGUCUCAUUGACGAUCUUCGCAACUCCAAAUCGGAUUCCAAUCCUCCUUCUCACUCUUGAUUAUGGAAGAGAAUGCCAAACUGCCAAGUUCCUACUCCAUAUCCUAAGUACUUGCAUGGAUGGAAGUUCUUGCAGUCUUCUGAUUGUGAGAAGUUCAUUAUUUGAGUCAUUUCGUACUGAUGAUUGGCUUUGGAUUCUCCCUUAUUUUUACUGAAAGCUUAUUAUGUUUACAUUAUUGGUAUUGUUGAUGAGGCCAUGACUUCUAAGAUCUGCUCCUUUUUUUUUUUUUAACUUUAAUUUUCAAAGUUUUCGGGUGAAUUGUAAUUUUGGGAGGUCUUCUAAACAAGAUUUACAAAAAAAAAAAAAAAAUAGCAGCGGACACGGCAGUGUUAAAAGAAAUUUGAUUUCGAAGGUAUUGAAAAUGACGAGUAGUUUGUAACCAUGGUGUUGAUCAAUCCCAUAGGAGUUUUCUGCUACCAUUCUUUAAGGGUUUAUGUGAUCUAGGGUGUUAGUCUGCUGGAUGCCUGGAACAUAGCUAACGUCCCUAAGCUGUGACUUUGGCUGGCAGUUGAUGCUCAUGUAAGAUUAUAAUGUUAUAUGGUUCUGUCUAUACUCACUAUGAUGGCAGUUUACCUUUCUAGAUUUUAUUCCCAGAUUUAUGUAGGGGGCAAGGAUUUUAAUGUAAUAGGUUUUUCUCUUGAUUUCUCUUUUCUUGAUUUAUCAAUAAGGUUUGUUCUUCCA
Amaranthus tricolor (Joseph's coat) is the source of this 1013-nucleotide messenger RNA. RefSeq lists its product as uncharacterized. The transcript is spliced from 3 exons. The coding region runs from base 159 to 332 and encodes 57 amino acids. The record is from RefSeq and is a predicted model, not a curated record. NCBI's taxonomy places the organism in Eukaryota, Viridiplantae, Streptophyta, Magnoliopsida, Caryophyllales, Amaranthaceae.